AUGGAAGAUAACUUUGAAAAACUGGUCGAUGCUCUAUCCAUAAGUCCUUUUUCAGUUGAUGUUCUUGUAAAACUUACAAAUUUGAUUGAACAACAAACUCAUCAAUCUGACUCAUCGUUUGAAACUCAAGCAUUGCUCAUUCUUGAGCAUUGGGCAUGGCAUCGACUUAGCUAUGAUUCUCAUAAAUGGAUAAAUCAAUCGAAAUAUCGAAGUUUAUUUCAUGCGCUGGCGUUAUUCAAUAGGAAUUUAAUUCUGAAUAAUGACAAUAUUGAAACGGAAACAAAAGCGUUACUUCUUAUGCCUGAUACAGCAAAUCAAAUCAAUUGGAUAUUCAAAGAAAUCAAUCAUAUUGUAGAUGAUAAUGAUCCAUUUAUUGUUUUAGUUAGUUUAUGGUUGGAUAAUUUAGCAUUUUUCAUUUGUGAAAAUCCUCAAUUUGAUACACUACUUAUGAUGUGCCAUACGAAUCAAUAUAUCGGCCGUCAAUAUGUUAUAACAGAUCAAUUCAAAUUUUAUUUAACACAACUUGAACAAGCCAAUGUGUCCCAAGUCAUAUUCACGAAGAAACAAUUAUUCUACAUAAAAACAUGUUCAUUUCUACUAGGCUCAUAUUUAGUAGCGAAACCACAAAAUUAUAUUUUCACUGCUGAAGAAAUAUUGAAUCAUAUCAGUGAUCAGUAUUUGAAUAUAAUUAAUAUUCACAGUCAUACGAUGGCAUCUUGGAGUAAAGAACUAAUGAUUUGUAUUACUUACCUGACCAAUUUGGUUUGUAUAUGUUGCUGGUGGAGUGAAGAAACAUCAAUGCCAAUCAAAACACUCUUCUCCACCGAACAAAUAUCGAAUGAUCUUAUACAAGGACUUAUUCGAAUAGUUUGUUAUGAACCAUUUCACGAAGAAAUUCAAAACGAACAACUGCACGAUGAAUUAAGUUUAAUUGAGCCUAUUCUUAAGCUUUUCUUAGUAAUUUUACAAACCCAAAAUACAAGUUAUUAUUUUCGUUCAAAUAUAUUCUUACCAGAGAUACUAUUAACUUUGGCUGAAAGUUCAUCACAUGAAAAGCACUCCUUAUGCGCAUACGCUAUUCUAGGAGAAAUUCUAACCGAUGAAAAAUUAAAAGAUUUAAAGUUUGCCGAUAGUAUGUAUGCUUUCUUUUUGAAUUUACUUGAAAAAGGAUGGCAUCAUCCAUUGAAAAGAUUUAAACGAAUGCCAGUUAUCUACUUAUUACGGGGUAUUUCAUCUCUAUCAAAAUGUGAUGCUAUUCAACAAAGUGUUGCUAAUAGACACAGCAUAUCACUUUUUAUUGAAAUGACAGAUGAAUAUCCAAUUGCCUACGAUAUUAUAUGGGCAUUUUCAUUUAAUAAAGAUAUUCAACAACAACUUCGUUCUAAUGCACCCUUCAUGUCUAAACUAGCUCAACUAUCUCGACAACCAGAGAAUGAACAAAUGCGUAAAACAAUCGAUGGAAUUCUAUGGAAUCUUGAUAUCAAUCACGAAAAUCGUUCAAUGGCAGAUAAGCACAAUACGAAAGAAUUCGAUAUAAUGAUUAGUUACUCGCAUAAAGAAAAAGUUCUGUGUAAACAAAUCUAUGAGGAAUUGAUUAAAGCUGGUUAUCGAGUUUGGAUUGAUUUCGAUCAAAUGCAUGGAAAUGUGAUGGAUGCGAUGGCACAAGCCAUUGAACAGUCGAAUACAGUUAUUAUGUGUAUGAGUGAACAGUAUCGAAAAAGUAAUUAUUGUCGAGCGGAAGCACAAUAUGCAUUUCAACGCGAACGGAAAAUAGUUCCGAUUCUUCUACAGAAACAAUAUAAACCUGAUGGAUGGCUCUUGUUUAUUAUUGGUCAAUUACUCUAUGUUGAUUUUAACAAGCAUGAAUUUCCACGAGCCAUGCAAAUGUUACAUAAUGAAUUGAAAGUUGAAUUGAUGGUGGAGACUCAUACCGCACCGGUUCGACCAAACGAAGAUAGCGUCGUAGCUCAUUCCACUACAUAUAUAUCUCCACCCGAAAUAUUGAGAUCAUCAAUCGUCUCUGAGAAGAUUCUUGAAUGGACACAAUCGCAAGUACAAAAUUGGUUAUUAGAACAUAAUCUUCGUCAGUUGUCUCGUCUUUUCACUGGCUGUGAUGGUCGUAGUUUACUGCAUUUAAGCAAAUACAUGAAAUAUUGUGAACCCCAACAGAUUUUGAAUUUACUUGAAGCCGAUGCAGUUCGUCGAAUAAAUGAAAGUAUAUCAGUAAUUGAAUUAUCCUGUUUUCAUUCUUUAAUGCACGAACAUAAGAAACGUCUUGAAUUAGCGCAUGGUUCUCAUAGAUGA
Messenger RNA from Rotaria socialis, 2304 nucleotides. The record is from the annotation of a GenBank genome assembly. NCBI's taxonomy places the organism in Eukaryota, Metazoa, Rotifera, Eurotatoria, Philodinida, Philodinidae.